Messenger RNA from Cinara cedri, 2895 nucleotides. Lineage: Eukaryota; Metazoa; Arthropoda; Insecta; Hemiptera; Aphididae. The record is from the annotation of a GenBank genome assembly.
AUAUGGUAACAUGGUAUCAGUAUAUCAGUAAUUUUUAUAAAUUUGUUUUUUCAUUAUCCUAAGAGUUUGAUCAAUUUAACCCUUGCCCUUCAUAAAAUCAUUCAACUCGCCCGCCAAGGUGAAAAAUCAGUUUUUUUGGCCUACACACCUCGAUUUAUCUUGGUUGGGUAGUUAACAUUUUAAUACCUUUGGAGAAUCAAAUAUGGCGUUUUCGAUAUCUUUCUAUUCGCCAUCCAUCCUAAUGGUAACUACACCUUUUUUUAUAGUAUUCAUAUUGCUAAUAUAAUAUUAUUGUAAUAUUUCUUAACAUUGUCUUUCAGAGUUCUGUUAAGGUAUUCAAAAGGUCUUUAUCCACAACACGUAUGUUAGCUAAUAAACAGGUAUAGACACUAUCUCUUGACUAUAGAUUUUAUAAUUUAAUAUAUUAACCAUCUUAAUGAUUAUAUAUAGAUGACCGUUAGAGAUGCAUUGAAUUCUGCCAUGGACGAAGAAAUGGAACGCGAUGAAAGAGUUUAUAUUUUAGGUGAAGAGGUUGCUUUGUAUGAUGGUGCUUAUAAAGUCUCUCGAGGAUUAUACAAAAAAUAUGGCGAAAGUCGUGUGAUUGAUACUCCUAUAACAGAAAUUGGUUUUGCUGGUAUUGCUGUUGGUUCAGCAAUGGUAUUUUUUUAAUUUCAAUAUUGUAUUAUAAAUAACUCUGCCAUUACUCUGAAAUUCAUGUUCAAAACAUAUUAUAAUUUAAUUAUUUCACUGUAGUUGCAGUGUUAAAUCAAUAUGUUAUGAAAUUUGAAGAAGUUUAAAUUAAUUUUAAUAUUUUUAUAGGCUGGUUUAAGACCGAUCUGCGAGUUUAUGACUUUUAAUUUUUCAAUGCAAGCUAUUGACCAAGUAAUUAAUUCGGCUGCAAAAACAUUUUAUAUGUCAGCUGGCAGGGUAAUAAAAUACAUGUUUUAUAUUAUUUUAUUUAUUUAUUAAGAAUAAUGACUAUAUUAAUGCAGGAGAACUUCUGACAAUGGUCACAUCUCUAUAACAGUUAUAUUAUUUUUGUUUCCAAAAAGUGUUUUCUGACUUUUAUAUUAAUAGAACAGCCACCUCUAAAUAUCAAUAACUAUUUGUAUUCCUUUUUGUGAUUAUUAAUUGCAAGUUUUACUGUAAUUACAAGAUUGUGUGUGCUAAAUACAUUUUUAUUUAAUCAUAUAUUUUAUCUAUAACUUGAUGUUUAAAAUUAAUAAUUAUUUGUAUUUCUAGGUCAAUGUACCAAUUGUAUUUAGAGGGCCCAAUGGAGCAGCUUCUGGUGUUGCUGCCCAACAUUCACAAUGUUUUGGAGCUUGGUAUAGUCAGUGUCCUGGUUUAAAAGUAAAUUAUAACUUGAAAAAUAUAACAAAUUGUUUGAAGUAUAAACAAAUAAUUGUUUGGUUUUAGGUUAUUUCUCCUUAUAACUCUGAAGAUGCCAAAGGACUAUUGAAAGCUGCUAUCCGAGAUCCAGAUCCAGUUGUGUUCCUAGAAAAUGAAUUAUUGUAUGGUAAUCAAUAUCCAAUCACUGAUGAAGUCUUAGAUAAAGAUUUUGUACUGCCAAUUGGUAAAGCAAAAAUUGAAAGAAAAGGUAAAAACUAAAAUAAAUAUUAGAUUUAUAGUAAACAACUUAAAAUUUAAAACCUUAGUUCUAGUUUAUAAUAUUAUUUCUCUAACAUUAGUAAACAGGAAUUCAUUUUUAUAUUUGUAAAUAAUUUUUUGAAAAAUUAUAUAUUGAACAAUGUAUUUAGUUGAAAGGGAUAAUAUGUUAUAGUUAAUUUUGAGAAAAUUAACUCGUAGUCUCAGAGAUCAUAUGGUAAUUUUAAACAUUCUCAAGGCCAAUAUCUACUUUUUUACUUUUUAACUUUUUUCAUAGCUUGGUAGAUUUUCUAACCAAUACUACCUUAAAUAUUUAUAAUUUUAAAUGUAAUAUUUAUUUAUCAUGAUAGCUGAUAAAAAAUGAGAACAAAGAAAAAUGUCUAUUUGAUUUUUAUUUAGGAGAUCAUAUAACAUUAGUGGCUCACUCAAAAGGUGUUGAAUUGGCUUUGGAUGCAGCAAAAGAAUUAUCUGCAAUAGGAAUUGAGGCAGAGGUUAUCAACUUACGAUCAUUAAGACCACUUGAUAUUAAUACUAUUAUACAAUCUGUAGUUAAAACAAACCAUAUUAUAUCUGUUGAACAAGGAUGGCCUUAUGCUGGUAUUGGAUCAGAGAUAUCAGCUCAAAUCAUGGAGAGUAAGUUUUAAGUUAUGAUUAAAUAUUUAUUAUUUGUUUAUUUCAAUUUUAUUUCUAUUUCAGGUGAAGCAUUCUAUCACUUAGAUGCACCAGUUAUAAGAGUAACUGGAGCAGAUGUUCCAAUGCCUUAUACUAAAUCGUUAGAAAUUGCUGCAUUACCACAACCAAAUGAUAUAGUAGAAACUGCAAAAAAAAUACUAGGUGUUUAAAAUACACAUUAAAUGCUAUUGUUAAAAAAAUUUUAUUUGAUUUAAUAAUUAGUUGAAAUGUGAACACACAAUUAAAAUCAACUGAUUUGAAAUCAAGAGUUCAAAAAUAAUUCCAUGUAUGUUUUUAAUUUAAAACUGUUAAUGUUUUCUUGUUAAAGUGUCAUAGAUAAUAUGUAAUGCAUAAUAUUCUAUCACUAAUUUAUAAUUAUAAAAAAAAAAAAAAAAAAUACUGUUAUUAAUACUAUUAUAUUUUCAGUAAAUGUAUGUUAAAAAAGUAUUUGUUGAACAAUUUUAUAUUUAUUGUGCUUUGAAAUGUAUUCAAAUAUUAGAAAUGAAAAUAUGUAACGCAAAUUUGUAUAGCAAGUUCAUUGCCCAAAUCCAUUUCAAACCUAAUAUGUCCUUCAUUCUUUUAAAUUUCUUGGUUCGAUUCUAAAACACAUGACUACAG